AUGUCGCCAACUGUGAAGUUGUUUGGUCUACUUUUAAUACUUCAACUAAGCAAUUGCUGUGGAAAAAAGAAAGUGCAAAAUAAUUUCAAGUUAUCUGUCAAUUUUCAACCUUAUAAAGGCAAGUUACCAGCCAAUGGAGUUGUGCGAAUUAUUGAGUAUAUUUUACCAGUUAAACAUAUCAAAAGUAAACACAAAUCAACUAAGAAACCAAACACUAAAAAAUGCAAAAGAAAGAAGCCUUGUCGUAAGAAGCUAAUUCAAUUGCGUAGCGUAUCGCCGAAUCCCACAAAUUUUCUAAUCAAAGUGCUGCAGAAUAAACAGAUCAUUUGCAGUGGAGCAUUGAUAACAACAAAGCUUGCGCUGAGCUCUUCAAACUGUUUCUCUAAGAAUCCUUCUCCCUCACAAUUUCAACUGCAGGACACCAAUAAAGGAUUACAUGCUGUAGAUCAAAUUGUGCUUAGCUCUUCCUACGAUCUAGCCGCCUUGCUGUUAACUAACCAUUUAAAAGACAGCUCAAUUCAACCCUUAAAACUUUGCCAGCAAGCAAUCGAAGCCAAGCAAAAUGUCAGCUUAUAUAUGACUAAAGUGCGAUCGAACUUUUUACGUACUCAAAUCGUGGAAAAUGCAGUGUGUAAACAGAGUUUUAUGCAAAACGAAUUCGUUUUCAUUACGAGCAACAUGUUUUGUGCUCAGAAUUCAAAUGUGGCCGCAGAUUGCGAAAAAACUCUUAAAGGAGAUCCUCUAUUGCACAAUGGACAGCUGUGUGGCAUCAAUGUGUAUGGACCAAGUUGUAUUGAGAACGCCCCAAAUGGCGAUCUCUAUGCGAACAUUUUUAAGGCACGCGACUUUAUCGAAGACGUCAAACGAAGUGUAGCUGAAACUUAAGUGGAUGUAAUCAAUCAGCCGGCAACAAAACUAAUAUUAUAAUAAUAGUAAAUUUAUUUCGAGAGGAUGAAGCAAUCAACCCUUGAAAAUAAAGGAAGCAAGGACAGCAAAAAGGUGUUACCCUUGGCUUCGAAAUCUAUCUACCACCAACAGCAAUAGCGUCAUCAACAUCAACAGCAGCAGGAGAAGAGCCGCCGGGCCGCAUUUGCCAUUGGUGUUGGUGUUGGCUUUGCGCUAAAAUAUACAGUUUUGUCAUGAAAUAUGCACAUGUCCUUGCAACUAGGACGAACCGCCAACGAGCAGCCAACAGCCAACAGACAGCAACAAGCAACAUGCAACAUGCAACAAAAACAAUAUACAUAUGUAUAUGUUCAACAUAAAUAAAUUAAAAUUUGCAAAAAGCAACAACAA
Molecule: messenger RNA, 1296 nt
Organism: Drosophila nasuta
Lineage: Eukaryota; Metazoa; Arthropoda; Insecta; Diptera; Drosophilidae
Gene: intr
Product: intrepid
Exons: 1
Coding region: 1-885 (294 amino acids)
Biological process (GO): proteolysis
Molecular function (GO): serine-type endopeptidase activity
Source: RefSeq, a predicted model, not a curated record